Molecule: messenger RNA, 1055 nt
Organism: Bradysia coprophila
Lineage: Eukaryota; Metazoa; Arthropoda; Insecta; Diptera; Sciaridae
Source: RefSeq, a predicted model, not a curated record
GCAAUACUAAGUGAAAAGCUUGUAUUCAGCAUUGCAGUAACAGUAUAGUCGAUCUUCAGUACAAGUGCAGUUUACUUACUAAGAUACUGCAUUAAGUUUUGACCAUCUGUGUUAAAGUAGACGUGUGUCCAUUCUAAUUGAAGAACAAAUUAUUUUCCAAUUUUAAGUCAGCCUACGACCAUGAAGUGGCGAACGACCAUCCUUAUCAUUGCAGUGCUUCUUGUGAGCAAAUGUCAUGGAAUUGCUCUGGAUUGUGUAUUUAGAUCGCAUAGUUUUUCAGUGAUUGGCAGUCGUUACGCGUGUGAUGCGAGAGUAUUAUUUGAUGCAAAUGAGAAUGUAACAACAGUGUAUGGACUUCACGAAGCUGGAAAAGGACAUGAAGAUGUGCACGGGAUAGUGAUACAGUCACAGAGUUUAGAAUUUGUCCCAACAAACAUCGAAAGUUUCUUUCCAAAUGUCAUUGCCAUCAGUUUAGGGGACAAUCAUAUAACCAGCAUCCAGAACAGACAUUUGGCCCCAUUUCCAAAUUUAGAAUAUCUAUGGCUGGCGGGAAACAAUUUUACUUUGGUGGAUGGCAGUCUUUUCUCAGGCUUAAAUUCAAUGAGAUUGAUUAGUUUCAAUUCAAACAGCAUCAGGCAUGUGGGUCACGAUUUGAAUUUGCCAUUAAAUGGUGAUGUACGCUUCUCUGCAAAUAGUUGUAUUAGUGAAACGGCAGCCACACCUGACGCUGUUGCUGCUUUAAAAUUGAAUUUGUUGCGCAACUGUCCGCCAACGAUAUCGCAAAUUGAAGAUUCACUGGAAACACGACCAAAUUUACUAACAUACACCUAUGGGCAAGUACAAAGCCUGCGGAAUGAACAGGCAAAUAUGUUAGGCAGAAUUGCAUUCUUGGAAUACAUCAUUGGAAAUAAACUUGAGACUACUCCCAAGGCUCAAUUUUUAAUUGAUAUGCUCAGAAGAAAUAACUAGACGAGUUGACGCUUCUAGCGCUCGCAUGUGGUAAAAAAUAAUUGAUUUGUCACCAUUUUUGAAAAUAAAAAUUGGCCAAAAAGUAA